This is a messenger RNA of Papilio polytes (common Mormon), 5057 nucleotides long. Its product is annotated as adenylate cyclase type 10-like. The record is from RefSeq and is a predicted model, not a curated record. NCBI's taxonomy places the organism in Eukaryota, Metazoa, Arthropoda, Insecta, Lepidoptera, Papilionidae. Gene Ontology annotation, molecular function: adenylate cyclase activity; protein binding. Bases 74 to 5026 code for a protein of 1650 amino acids. The transcript is spliced from 35 exons. Gene Ontology annotation, biological process: intracellular signal transduction; cyclic nucleotide biosynthetic process. Gene Ontology annotation, cellular component: cytoplasm.
AGUAUAUUUGAUAUUCAGGAAUUUAGACACGGAAAGUUUAAAUGGUACGGAGCAAGCUAAACGCAUCAGCACCAUGGCGUCUUUCGUGCCCGAUGAGAUAGUUUACAAGCAUUCUGACCUCUCCGUGAGGACGUAUGAAACUGCGCUUAUGUUUAUUGAUGUUUCCGGAUUUACAGAUUUAUGUGAAGCUUAUACAAAAACUGGUCGUGGUGGACCGUCGAGAUUGACGCAAGUUCUUAAUUCAUACAUCGGAGCUAUGGUACAAGAGAUUCUGACGCAUAACGGCGAUAUAUUAAAGUUCUCUGGUGACGCUUUUCUAUCGAUGUGGAAGAAAACACCCAGUGGGAACAUGCAAGAUGUUGUUCAUAACGCUAUCGAUUGCGGACUUCUGAUACAAAAGAAUUACGGCAGAUAUGUGACUGAUGUUGGUGUAGCACUUAAAGUGAAAAUUGCAAUAUCAGCUGGGGUGUCUCAUUUCUCCAUCAUCGGAGGUGGGGAGCUGUCGCUUGCACAUUACGUGAUCGUGGGCCAGCCCGUGUGGGAUGUGAAGACCGCGGAGUAUAUGAGCUCAGCAGGCGACGUGCUUACAACCGCUAGUGCCUGGAUAUAUGUCAAUGAGGCUGAAUACUGCACGCAGCCGUGUGGAGACGGCAGACAUACAAAGGUGCUCGGUAUUGGUGCGACUUGGAAGCGGGUUGAGAAAUUACAUUCAUUAAUUGGAAUAAGUUAUGAGGACACUUUCGAAUAUUCUGAGCCCAAACCUCGAUCUGACGGUACCGCCGGUGUAAACUUGAGAGAGUUUUCAUUACGUCCAGCGGUGGUAGCCGCUAUCAAAGGCUCGUGGGGGACGGCGCUGCGUCGCUUCAUGCUGCGUCCGAUCCUCCGCGCGGUCGACAAUGACGAGCCGAUGAAUUUUCUCGCUGAAGUGAGACACGUGCUUAUCGUCUUCAUCAAUAUCAUCACCAAGACAGUGACAGAUGAUAUAUUGAUCAGUGUCGUGGAUGCCGCGUAUAGACGUGUUUGUGGGGUGACAGCGGAGGCCGGUGGAUUGGUCAAUAAAGUAUCGAUGUUUGACAAGGACAUGAUGUUCCUCGUCGUCUUCGGUCUACGCGGACUCAAGCAUGAGGACGAAGCCCGGAAGGCGCUCGAGUGCGCGCUUACGCUGAAAGAAAAUCUUAUGAACUCCAACAUCAUUAGCGUCAGUAUUGGUGUUACAUCUGGUUCAACUUACUGCGGAGUCGUGGGCCAUGUUUUACGACGCGAAUACACUGUUAUAGGUUCGGCAGUCAAUAAGGCUGCUAGAUUAAUGACCACUUAUUUGGACAAAGUGACAUGUGAUAAAGAAACGUUUUUAAAGAGCAAAUUGGACCAUGAUCAUUUCAAAUUGAUGGAAGAGAAACCGCUGAAGGGAUUUGUUAAACCAGGACCUAUUUACGAAUACGAUAGACAACGUCGAUCGGAUCACCUCGGCUGUUGGAGGCACCCACUGCUGGGCCGCAAUGAAGAGCUGCGUCUAUACAAGAUGACUCUACAUAAUGCUCUGGAGCAGCAGAAUUACAAGUUCACCAGAUUUCGGGACCAUAAGUUUGGGAUAGCCUUUAUAGGUCCAGAACAAGUAGGAAAAACAAGGCUUCUAGAUGAAUGUCUAUACAUUACUCCUAAGUUCGUACUUAUUAAUAGAAUUUAUUUAAAGGACUAUGAAAAGACGCCGUUUGGUUUAAUGCGUAAAAUUGUCGCUACAAUUUUCUCAAGCAAUAUGAGACCAGCAAGAGAAAGCCGAGAAAAUAGGAUAAGACUGAGUGUUGAUGUGACAUCCUUACGCGCAGUAGAAAUUUUUGCUGUGAACACAGUAUUCGAUUGCCGUUUUCCCUUGCCUGAGAAGUUUUCGUACUCCGGUGACUUUCUUGGCGUAUAUGAUAUAAAGAGGAUUAUUAAAGAAAUAUUCCUAAAGAACAUUCCAAGUCUCCGUUUGAUAGCCAUCAUGGAGGCGCAAUACGCUGACGAUGAGUCUUGGCGUGUGAUACUUCUACUUCUUGAUAUUAAGAAAGUCUUCAUUCUCUUUACUAUAAGAAAUACCGCUUUUACGUCAGCGGUGGCAAAUGCGUGUUUGGAGAACGAUAUGAUAGUGAAGUUGGAGAUUUCUGGCAUUGACCGUUGGUAUCACGCUGCGCUGGUCUGCCAAAUGUUAGAUGUUCAAGCCAUACCAGCGGAUUUAGAAAAGAUGAUAGAAAGUGCCAGCAAUGGUAUGCCGGGCUGGAUCCAAAAUUUUGUGAUAUCUCUCGUGCAAAGUGGAGAUCUUACGAUAGCUACGGUGACACGUAGCGAGGCGCGCGAGUGCGGGGCGGUCAUACCUUCGAUGUCUUUGUUACAGCGACCAGAUCAUGACCUCUCCCUCUAUGAUGAAUCGCUGGGAGCGCAGGCCAGCAUUUACAGUUUGAAUUUAAGUUUUGGGAAUAAACAAGAGCAGAUGCAGGAAACCGAUGUGAUACAAAUGGCGGUUCUCGCGGAUUCCUAUACGUUUGAAGAUAUAAAAGGCGACGUUAAAAUGGACGUUCUCAUUCUGAAGACGUACGACUCGUUAAGUCCAUUCGAGAAGAUGGUGUUAAAGUGCAGCUCUGUGCUGGGCGAGGUGUUCUCCCGGCGCGUGCUGCACCACUUGCUGCAGACAGACGACCAAAGGAAGGUCGCACUGGCUGUGGCCAAGUUGUUCUCAAUCCGUGUACUGGAGUGUGAGGGAGGUGACUUCACGAGAGACAGCUCUCUAGUGCUGGUGCAUCCAGCGCCGGUGCCUAACGACUGCAAAGCGCCCUACUGCCGCUGUUUGGGCAUCAGACCUCCACCCAAUUGCAAAGAUCUGCCAAUGUACGCUUUCUGCGGAUAUAUGAAAUUUAAGCAUAUAUUGUUUCGGACAACGACUUAUGAAUUGCUCACUGAAAAUCAAAAGCGUAAUAUGCACACAAGAGCGUUACUGUACUUAGAACGGUAUACAAGACGGUGUGUUGCCUGCGGUGGCGGAUGUUUUGUCAAAUUUUUAGGACUUAGAUGCAAUGACGGCCUAAUCCGCGAGAGUGAUGAAUUAAAACGCGUGCGAGAACAGAUAUCUGGCUUCAGCGCGGAGACUAAAACAGCAGACGAGCAGUAUACGCAUCCCUCUUUCGCAUUGCAGCCGUCUAUGGAAUUAACGAUGAAUGUCCGAAGGAAUACAAAUACAACGAUAUUAACGGAAUCUGAAGGUUUAGCAGAAAACGAGAGGAGAAUCCGUCGCUUGACAGGAGAGUAUGGUGGGAGUAGAGAGGGUCGGCCGUUCUUUUCUUAUGAUUUCGGCACUUGCGAGUGUCUGCCUAUUCUUCUAUCCGCAUACUGUCAGGCUGUAGACCACUGCUUCGGUGCUGAGGAAUUUGAGAAGUUGUUUGAAGCUUACUUAGAAUACACUGAUUUAAGUGUCAUCAAUUUGAAUAUGCCACAAGCGAUACGCUUGCUAUUUGAAGUGGAAACCUUAAUUAAUUCUGAGAAAUUUCGCACAAAAAACAAAUGUGAUCUUGAAUGGAUGAAUGACUACCGACUGGGGCGCAUCCUGUCGCACCGCGGGGCUUGCCUCUUGGAGUCAGGUGACCUGGACGAAGCUAAGAAACUCCUACUGGAAGCAUUGAAACUCUUCUCAGAUCCUUUCCCUUCAUCUAAACAUGCAACGCGACUGCGUCAUAUAUGCGUCUCAUUCAGCCAGCUUAUGGCAUUUUAUAUCGCGCCUCAAUGCUACGUUGGGCGGGACCGAGGGGUAUCGGGACAGUUCUACGAGUGUAUAGCAUGGACACUCAUCAGCUUGCAUAAAGUCUUUUGUGAAUCUAAAGAAAAAUCCAAUGCACUUUUGGCUGCAAAGUGGGCCAUGAAUUACGCUCUACGCACCGACUCAAAUUUCAGACUGCUCUGUAUGUGUUAUGGGAAUAUGAUAACUAUUUGUGCUCAGGAACGAGAUUUUUCAAAAUGCGAAAUGUUGGAGCAACGGUCAAUGGAUAUAUGCAAUCGGAAGAUUGGAAAAAUCGAUGUAACGGAAGUUCAAGCCGCGGGAUAUCUUUACACAAAUAUAUUCCUAUUUCGCGUGGAAAGUGGCAAGCGAGCGGAGAGUAUAGAGCUGGGCCUGGAGGUGAUGCGCAUGAUGAGCAGCAUCACGGAGCUGAGGACGCGCCAGCUACUGGUGCUCUGGAUCCUGAAGCUGAUGCUCGCGGAGACCAGGGUGCACGACAUGGUCGCCAUCAUGCGCGAGUUCUUCUAUAUGACAGACCAUUAUGAUUUGAGUUCCGAAACCUGGUACUAUUAUUAUGCGAUGGUUAUCUUGUUGGACACAGGACAUAGUGUGGAAUCGUAUAAGGGUUGUGAAAGAUUCUAUUUGAAGAAAGGCGACGCCAUACUUCGGUCAAAAACGUCUGAAGCUGCCUGGAAUUUCUUCGUUUGCAUGUGGCUUGUCACUAUACGUGUGGGUAUUUGGGAGAAAUCAAUAAUGUGGGAAGAUAAGAUAAAGCAAUUAGUUACAAUGAAGUAUGAAAAUCAUGAAUUCUGCGCCAUGAUCUUGGUGCGAUUGAUUGAAGGACUGCUCAUAAGUAUGGUGCAAGAGAUAGACAGUAGAAAUGUAAGAAAAAUCCAAAUGUACGCGAAACUUGUAAAAUCUCUUUUCAGAGAUUUAAACGGUGCUUGUAAACAAGCUCGCAUGUAUCAACCAAGAUAUUACUUGCUGUUAGCCUACUAUAAUUGCAUAAGUGAUAAAAAGUCGCGGGCUUUCAGUAAGCUUAGUAAGGCAACACAGCUCUGUAAGCAACAUCAAAAUAAUGCUCUCCUUAUUUGGAUUGAACAUACGAGGAACCAUUGGAAUGGGACAUUAAAACCAAUAUUGGUAAAUUACUGGAUGGAACAUAUUAAUGUAGACCAUCAAAUGGGCUAUCGUGAAUUGGAUACUGCAAAAGGCGAUCAAAUAAUACCAUACACUUUACCGUUACCAAAAGACAUGCCAAAUUAUAAUAACUUCGAUAAUUAAAUAUAAAAUUUUAUUAAGCAUUAACUGUUAG